Messenger RNA from Kickxella alabastrina, 670 nucleotides. RefSeq lists its product as uncharacterized. The transcript has a single exon. NCBI's taxonomy places the organism in Eukaryota, Fungi, Kickxellomycota, Kickxellomycetes, Kickxellales, Kickxellaceae. Bases 90 to 614 code for a protein of 174 amino acids. Gene Ontology annotation, molecular function: peptidyl-prolyl cis-trans isomerase activity. The record is from RefSeq and is a predicted model, not a curated record. Gene Ontology annotation, biological process: protein peptidyl-prolyl isomerization.
UUAUUUUGUUGUCAUCUCGUUUCUGUUCUUCAAAUUCAUCUUUUCUUUUAUUAAACUUUUCCACUGCAAUUUAAAUUCAUUCUACUAGGAUGAAGUUUCUCAGCCUAACCCUCAUUGCGCUUUCCUUCGCGUUUCUUCUAGUCAUCGGUGACUCGGCACCCGCAGCACUAAAGCAACUUCAAAUUGGAGUGAAAUUCCGACCAGCCUCCUGUCCCCAGCGGACCUCCCUGGGUGACAAGAUAUCCGUGCACUACACAGGAAAGCUUCUGAGCACCGGUGAGGUGUUUGAUUCGAGUCUUGAUCGGAAAGAGCCUAUUGAAUUUACCGUCGGGCAUGGGCAUGUUAUCAAGGGGUGGGAUCAAGGGUUGUUGAAUAUGUGUAUUGGGGAGAAGCGCCGGUUGAAGAUUCCGGCUGAGUUGGGGUAUGGGAAAAGGGGUCGCCGCCGGUUAUUCCUGCAAGUGCUGAUUUGGUUUUUGAUACGGAGUUGGUCGCUAUUAAUGGGAAGACGGCAGAUAUGUUUGAGCAUCAGGAGCUGUGAGAAGAAGAAAAAGUUGUUUCUAAGGCAAAGCAAAAUGAAACUGUUACAGCCAUUCAUAUAUGCUUUUUUGGCUUAGAAUAACACAAGCUGGAAGGGGAUUUAUUAAUAAAAUAACAGUCCUACUUACAAAAU